Rhagoletis zephyria (snowberry fruit fly) is the source of this 837-nucleotide messenger RNA. RefSeq names its product diphosphomevalonate decarboxylase-like. Lineage: Eukaryota; Metazoa; Arthropoda; Insecta; Diptera; Tephritidae. Gene Ontology annotation, biological process: isopentenyl diphosphate biosynthetic process, mevalonate pathway; isoprenoid biosynthetic process. Gene Ontology annotation, cellular component: cytosol. The record is from RefSeq and is a predicted model, not a curated record. Gene Ontology annotation, molecular function: diphosphomevalonate decarboxylase activity.
AUAGACUGGAAGCUGCACAUUGCAUCGCAUAACAAUUUUCCAACAGCUGCUGGCUUGGCAUCUAGCGCUGCGGGUUAUGCAUGCUUAGUACAAACGCUGGCAUUUUUGUAUGGCGUUGAAGGUGAAGAAUUGACGGCAAUAGCGCGGCAGGGCAGUGGGUCAGCAUGCCGUAGUUUAUAUGGCGGCUUUGUACGGUGGCACAUGGGUAACCGUAGUGAUGGCAGUGACUCCCUUGCACUACCUGUAGCUCCGGCUGAACAUUGGCCAGAAUUGCAUAUUUUCAUAUUAGUUGUAAAUGAUGCGCGUAAAAAAACUAGCUCAACCAAGGGCAUGCAGUUUGCUGUGGAAACAUCAGAUCUGAUUGCACAUCGUGCGAAACAUUGCGUGCCAGAACGUAUAGCGGCAUUAAUCCAAGCUAUUGCAAGCAGAGAUUUUCAAAAACUGGCUGAAAUCACUAUGCGCGAUUCGAAUCAAUUUCACGCUAUUGCAUUGGAUACGUAUCCACCAUGUGUGUACAUGAAUGAUGUUUCGCAUGCGAUCGUAGAAUUCGUGCACUCCUACAACGAAGCAGCAGGAGAGAUAAAGCUUGCCUACACUUUUGAUGCAGGGCCCAAUGCUUGUUUGUACGUGUUGGAACGGGACGUAUGCGCUGCGUUGGUGGCCAUCAAAACCAGCUUUCCAAAUGAGGAGGAACACAGUGUCGAAUAUGUUAAAGGUAUACCAGUAGGAUGCGAGCUAAAGGAGAGUAACGGUUUCAAUGGCAACGCAAGUUUGCCUAUUAAUAACAAGAAUCUCCUUAAAUAUAUUAUUCACACGCGUAUUGGCAAUGGNAUCUAG